This is a messenger RNA of Saccharomycodes ludwigii, 315 nucleotides long. RefSeq names its product protein translocase subunit TIM13 (gene TIM13). NCBI's taxonomy places the organism in Eukaryota, Fungi, Ascomycota, Saccharomycetes, Saccharomycodales, Saccharomycodaceae. Bases 1 to 315 code for a protein of 104 amino acids. The record is from RefSeq and is a predicted model, not a curated record. The transcript has a single exon.
AUGGCUUUAUCUUCUAUUUUCAGCGGUAAUAACAAUAAUGCAGAACAACAACAACCAACCAAUACCACUACUACCAAAACUCCACUAGUAUCCGAAUUAAAGCAACAAAUUUCUCAGGAGUUAGCCAUUGCUAAUGCUACUGAAUUAGUUAAUAAAGUUACUGAAAAUUGUUUCGAAACAUGCAUGAAAACCCCAUAUGCUGAAGGUAAUGAUUCAUGCGUUGAUUCUUGUUUGGCUAAGUACAUGAGAAGUUGGAAUUCUAUUUCAAGAGCUUAUAUCCAAAGAAUUCAACAAAGUCCAGAUAAAAAUGCCUAA